AUGGAACAACAGGAAAACGACAAUGAGGAAACCAGUGCACCACGGAAAAGAUCGAAGAACGACAUCGGAACAACUGACGAACUCAAGGAGUUCGACGAAAUUAAAGGAAAAUGGAGAUUCAUCGGCGUUCAACUUCAACUACUGGCCGAAAAAUCGGAAUGUCGCGGACAAAUAACAAGAACCAUCACGAAAGAGCGCCUCGAUGCUUUUACGGCUUUUUACAAUGAUAGUGACACCUCUGAAAAACUGUCUAUUAUGCAGUCAAGUCCACUUAUGAUGCUCUUAAACCGUGAAUCACCCAAAAAAUUUGUGGUGAUUGACGGAAAUCUGCGAAUUUGCGCAAUGCAGAAAAGUUUGAUCGCCAACCCACCAAACGCGAAUCCGAGGGUUUGGCUUUAUGAAGUCGACGAUUCGGAUGUUUUUAAUGGAAUUUUCGAGAAUUCGCAACUUCUCGAAGCACCGACAACAAAGGAAACAGUCCAGAAUGAUAUUUUCGAAAAAUAUCCAGGUCUGGGAGUGCUGGCGAGUCGGCAAAUGAUGAAAAUCGACGAGGCAAAGAAUCAAUCGAGGACGAAACCGAGUGAAAUUUUAAACUUGCGAAGACGCCUCUUAGGUUCCCUUGGAGUCAAUCACAACAAUUGUAGAGCGAAAAUUGUGGCUAAAGCUCACGAAAAGCUCGGAAUAAGCGUUGGCGACACGAAGCAAGAAGCUAUUAGUAUUUUGUCGACUUUCCCUACCGACAUUCUCGACAUAUAUAAGAAUACCAAAAGCGAUAAUAUUUACGUGAUGAGCGAUGUUCGCGUCCUCCGGAACGUGCUUCAUCACAUUGACAACCGACUUGUGAUGACAAGAUUCAAGGAACUGAUUAAGACGUGCUACGAAAGAAAUGGGCUAAUUGGAGUGGACGCAUUUAAAAGGGAACUACCUCGAUUAAUCUCACCACACGAAGACGGCGAUAGAGAAGCCCAGCCGCCGCAGGAGAAACCGAUGGAGCAAAGAAAGCUGUUUCCAAAUUUGCCGCCGGUGAAAGAAGAUGAAUUUAAUCGCAUCGACAUAUCAAAAGUAGUACUGAUUGAAAAUAUGAAGGCUGUCGUCAAGAAGAAACACCUUCAUGGCGCUGCAGGGGAAGGACGAACUCUACGUUGA
This is a messenger RNA of Caenorhabditis bovis, 1146 nucleotides long. NCBI's taxonomy places the organism in Eukaryota, Metazoa, Nematoda, Chromadorea, Rhabditida, Rhabditidae. The record is from the annotation of a GenBank genome assembly.